Messenger RNA from Chelonoidis abingdonii (Abingdon island giant tortoise), 1911 nucleotides. NCBI's taxonomy places the organism in Eukaryota, Metazoa, Chordata, Testudines, Testudinidae. The record is from RefSeq and is a predicted model, not a curated record.
AUGGAGGACCAAGUGUCCUAUGUCAUUACAAUAGAAGGGACACCAUAUACUCUUCACCUGAAGCAACAACUAUUUUUAUCUGAUGAUUUCAGGGUUUAUACUUACACCAAAGGGGGGGCUGUUCAUUCUGAUUUUCCACAUAUUAAGGAUGAUUGCUAUUACCAAGGGUAUAUUGCAGGCUUUCCCAAUUCACUUGUGACACUCAGCACCUGCUCUGGGCUCAGAGGCCUAUUGCAGUUUGAGAAUACUAGCUAUGGAAUUGAACCCUUGGAUUCUUCCCCUGGGUUUGAGCACAUUAUUUAUCAAAUAAAGAAUGAAAACAUUCAGAGUCCACUUUUUGCAAACAACUACACUGAUAUAGGGAGAGAAAAGGUGACAGGAAAGGUGUCUUACAAGCUGCAUAUAGAUAUUGAAUACAACUAUCUGGGUUCAGACAAGAAUCUUAUAACACAGAAAAUAGUCCAGCUUCUUGGAUUUGUCAACAGUAUGUUUACCCCCCUUAAUAUUACAAUUGUAUUGUCUUCCUUGGAGUUUUGGACAGAUAAUAAUAAAAUUCGUACAACAGGGGAAGCUGAUGAGAUACUACAAAGAUUUUUACAAUGGAAAGAAUCUUACCUUGUUCUACGACCACAUGAUAUGGCAUAUUUAUUUGUUUACAGGGACCACCCUAAUUAUGUAGGGGCAACAUUUGCAGGAAGGAUUUGUCUCCAAAACUAUGCUGGAGGAGUUGCCCUGUAUCAAAGGGCUGUAACACUGGAGACAUUUUCAGUCAUCAUUGCACAGCUGCUGGGUCUUAGUCUGGGAAUAGCAUAUGAUGAUUCUAGGGAUUGUCAGUGUUUAGGAUACACCUGCAUAAUGCACACCAAAGCAGUACAUUCCAGUGGAGUAAAAGCCUUUAGCAGCUGCAGCAUUAGAGACUUCAGAAGUUUUAUAAAACAUAGGGGAGGAGACUGCCUCUCUAACAGGCCCUAUUUGAAUACAUCCUACAAGAGGGCUUCAGUCUGUGGCAAUCGUAUUGUGGAAAGAGGAGAGCAGUGUGACUGUGGCUCAGCACAGUUUAAGGCAAAGAAUAAGAAAUGUAGACCCAGGGCUGAUAGUCAGUGUGAUCUCAGUGAAUACUGCAAUGGGUCAUCUGCAUUCUGUCCAACUGAUCUUUAUGUUCAGAAUGGACACAGAUGUGAACACAAUACUGCCUAUUGUUACAAAGGACGUUGCCAGUCUCCUGAUAUAGAGUGUCAGAGGAUCUAUGGAAAAGGUUCUAAAAACGCUCCUCUUGCAUGUUAUGAAGAAAUCAAUAGUCAAACAGAUAGGUUUGGACACUGUGGGAAUGAUCCGAAGAAAGGAUUUCAAACCUGUAGUUGGAUGGAUGUCACAUGUGGAAAGUUAGUUUGUACAUAUCCAAGUCGCAUUCCAUUCACUAAAGAAAAAGCUGCUAUCAUUUAUGCUCAAGUGCGAGAGCAUGUAUGUAUAUCUUUAGAUUACAUGAAGCCACCCACAGAGAAAGACCCUCUACUGGUUAAAGAAGGCACAAAGUGUGGGCCUGGUAAAGUUUGUAUAAAUCGCACGUGCCAGUUUUAUGCAGUCCUGGGAUAUGAUUGUAAUCCACAAGUAAAAUGCAACGGUCAUGGAGUAUGCAACAAUAAGAAACAUUGUCAUUGUAAUCCUGGCUGGAAUCCUCCAGAUUGCGCAACGAACGGCUCUCCAGUGGGUGGAAGUAUUGACAGUGGGCUUCGAUUUUUGGACUCUGAUAUGAUCUUAGAAAGAGCUUCCCAAGACACUUUGAAGAAUUGGCUGCUGCUAAGUUUCUGUCUCUUUCUGCCUGUCCUUGUUGGUUCUAUCAUCAUGAUUGCAAAAUGGAAUGAUUUGAGUAGAUUCUGCUCAAAGGAGGAGGACUCACAAGCUGAUGAGUAA